CCCUCCCUCGGGUGCCAAGAUGGCGGAGGAGGCGCUGGAGCGCUUAGCCCGCGUGUCCCGGCUGGAGGAGCCGCUGGAGGAGCUGCGGGCCCUGGGGGUGGCCGUGCAGGCCCUGCCGCUGAGCGCGCUGAGGGAGCGGGCGCCCGACAUCCGCCUGGGAAGCCUCUUCGCUCUGCUCAACGUGAACGACAGAGAACAGGUUGCUUUAUGUGUUUCUAUCUUGGAGCGGUUUCUUCAGGCAGUGGAUCCAUUGUAUGUAAUCCAAAACUUCAGAGAAGAACUUCAAAAAGGACUUUUUCAUCCUGAUGAUUCAGUUAAACUUCUUACUAUAGCUCAGGUUGGAAGAAUAGUUGAAAAUUCAGAUGCUGUUAGAGAAAUUCUCAAUAAUCCUGAAUUACUAAGGCAAAUCAUUUAUUGCAUUGGUGGAGAGAAAAUAGCUGUAGCUAAAGAGGCUAUCAAAUCACUGUCGAGAAUAGCACAGACUCAAGAUGGGCUGGAGGCUUUAUUUGCAAGCAAUUUUUUAGUUGACUUGAAAAAUGUCAUGGCAACAAGUGAUGUUGUACGAUACAGAGUAUAUGAGUUAAUUGUUGAGAUUUCUUCAGUGUCUGCGGUUUCUUUGAAUUACUGUGCAAACAGUGGAUUAAUAUCUGAGCUAAUUGAAGAACUGACUGGAGAUGAUGUGCUGGUCAGAGCUACCAGUAUAGAGAUGGUGACCUCAUUGGCAUACACUAAGCAUGGACGUCAAUAUCUUGCCCAGCAAGGAAUCAUUGAUAAAAUUUCCAAUAUAAUCAUUGGGGCAGAUUCUGAUCCUUUCUCAGGCUUCUAUUUGCCAGGAUUUGUGAAAUUUUUUGGAAAUCUGGCUAUUGUAGACAGCCCACAGCAGAUCUGUGAACGAUAUCCCAUCUUUAUGGAAAAAGUAUUUGGAAUGGCUGAAGGCCAUGACCCAACCAUGAUUGGAGUGGCUGUGGACACGCUUGCAAUCCUGGGAUCAAAUGUGGAAGGAAAACAGGUUUUACAGAAAUCUGGGAGUAGAUUUCAACAUCUGUUAAACAGACUCGGGCACCAGGCAAAGAAUCCCCCAGCAGAGCUAAGACUUCGAUGUUUGGAUGCCAUAUCAUCGCUUCUUUACUUGCCACCAGACCAGCAAACAGAAGACCUGCUAGGAAUGACUGAAUCCUGGUUUGCUGCCUUGUCUAGCCAGCCAUUGGAACUCUUCAGGAGUAUUGGUACUCAGCCAUUCCCUGAUCUCCACUGUGGGGCUUUAAGAGUGUUUACCGCUAUUGCAAACCAACCAUGGGCACAAAAACUGAUGCUUGACAGUCCAGGAUUUGUGGAAUAUAUUGUAGACAGAUCUGUGGAACCUGACAAAGCUUCAAAGGAUGCCAAAUAUGAACUGGUUAAGGCCCUUGUAAAUUCCAAAACAAUAGCUGAAAUAUUUGGAAACCAAUACUACUUAAGGCUGAGGGCUUAUCUGCAUGAAGGUCCUUAUUAUGUUAAGGCUGUUUCUACUACUGCUGUGGAAGGGGCAGAAUAAUAUCAGCGUCCUCACAUUUUUUCCUUUUUAGCAAUCCAGUGUUACUGGAGCAGUGGUUGGUCCAAAAUGGCUCCAGUUUAGAGGCUCUAACCUCAUGAAAGAAACUUUAGAAGGCAUUUGACUCAGUUGUUUUAAUCUGAAAAUAACUAAGAGUUAGGAGAGUAAUUCUCAAACAGCCGUAGGGCACUUUAAAGCAUCAUGGUGUACAUAAAUCCGCUUCCUGUACAUUUAUAAUCUUGUUUUGAUAGAACCUUGUCUAAUUGACUGACAUAAGCAGUUUAGUUUAUUACAAUUACACUAGCUACUUUCGGGGGGCGUUCAUGCCUACAGGAGAUGGUGCAAAAAUAAUUUGUGUUUUUUUGUUUUGUUUUUUGUUUUUUUUUCCAGUUUGGUUUGCUGGAUGUAAGUCUUGUAUAAACAAACAGUUCUGAAUGUUCUUUACAUCUUAUGGGGAAAGUGAACGUGAAAAAUCUUACAUUUUUAAAGAUACUGUCUGAUAAAGUGAGUGUUAAAUCAAAUUGGAAGCUGCCUUUUUUUUUUUUUUUUUUGACCUGCUUCUUUGUACUGCAAUUAAGAUAAUUUGUUUAAGAGGACAUUGUAUGAACCACAGUCUGUUAGUCAAUCUGUUUGCUUAGAAACAAAUUUUAAAUAGAUUUUACUAUCAUUUUGAUCAAAAAUUGAUGUCUCUUAAUUUUAAAAUUAUCACUUUUUAAAUUAUAUCUGAACUUCGGUAAUGUUAGUUAGUUAGAGUAAAAGUGAUAAGAGCAUAAAGCCUUCUGUUUAAGGACAUAAAUUUAGCCGUGGAGGAAGUAACUCAUGGCUAUAGCCCAGGGAUUGGCAACCUUUGGCACGCUGCCCGCCAGGGAAAUCUGCUGGUGGCCCAGGACGAUUUGUUUACCUGCAGCGUCCGCAGGUUCGGCCAAUCGCAGCUCCCACUGGCCGCGGUUCGCCACUCCAGGCCAAUGGGGACUGCAAGAAGUGGCGGCCAGCACAUCCCUCAGCCUGUGCCGCUUCCCGCAGCCCCCGUUGGCCUGGCAUGGCGAACCGCGGCCAGUGGGAGCUGUGAUCGGCCGAACCUGCGGACGAUGCAGGUAAACAAGCCGGCCUGGCCCGCCAGCAGAUUUCCCUGGCAGGCCGCGUGCCAAAGGUUGCCAGUCCCUGCUCUAGCCUAUUAUAAUUUGGUAAACCACAUAGGUUUUACACAUUCUCUGAAGAACAGUUUGACUACUAUGGAGGACAGGAUUUCAGACUAGAUGGGCCAUGUAAUGUAUUUUGGUCCACAAAUCAAGACUCAUAUAUAUAUAUAUUUUUUUUCUUCUGUCUUAUUUUAACCAUGAAUUACAUAUUAUUUUAGUUCCAAGGAUAAAAAAUAAAAUAUGUGAAAUACUCAAAAAAUGUAUUAAAUGAAGGUAACCACAGGAAGUAGUAAUAAAAAUACCAAGUUGGAUAUCUGUACAGAAGUAGCUUGUUCAUUUCCCUGCCCCCCAAAUCAGGGCAAAUGAAUAGGAUGCCUUGGUUGCACUGCAGCAGCCCUCUGGCUGAGCCAGGGAGAAAUGGCGUUGGGCUGCAGAGGAACCAACAUCCAGCUGACUGCUGCCAGAUCAGUGCUGUGGUGCAGGACCUUUUAAUGGUGAUGCAAGGUACAAGAGGACUUAGAAAAGCUAGAGUGUUGGGGGCGGGAGAGGAAAGGUAAUGAGUAAUAUACUAUUUAAACGCAGAAUAACUUUUUAUGCAACAUGUCUGUCACUUAUUCUUAUGAACUGGAAUUUUAAAGAAUUUUUCAUUCAAGAUUAUACCAGUAGCGGCGUAUAAAUCCUAUGGGUGUAGGUGCCCAAUAAAUACCUUAGAUAGCAUUACCUCUGCACAGACUCUAUUGGCCAAUAUUAACUGUUUUGCUUUUUACGUGGGAAUGGCUAAUGACUGUCUUCCACUGGCACAGUGCAAAAAUGUCAGACAUCCUGCAUGCAUGGAAAAUUUUUUUACUGUUUUAAAGUUAUGUUGAAUGUAAAAAUAUCUUCCACUUGUGCUGGCUAGCUUAACUUUAAGAUGUUAAGUGGUUUUUGUAUGCUGGUUGCUAUCUGAACAGUGUACUGACAUUUCAGUAAACUUUUCUACAAUU
This is a messenger RNA of Malaclemys terrapin pileata, 3653 nucleotides long. It is a transcript of the gene PSMD5, whose product is annotated as proteasome 26S subunit, non-ATPase 5. Gene Ontology annotation, cellular component: cytosol. NCBI's taxonomy places the organism in Eukaryota, Metazoa, Chordata, Testudines, Emydidae. Gene Ontology annotation, biological process: proteasome assembly. The transcript is spliced from 10 exons. Bases 20 to 1534 code for a protein of 504 amino acids. The record is from RefSeq and is a predicted model, not a curated record.